This is a messenger RNA of Entelurus aequoreus (snake pipefish), 1918 nucleotides long. RefSeq names its product layilin a (gene layna). The coding region runs from base 1 to 1467 and encodes 488 amino acids. Gene Ontology annotation, molecular function: hyaluronic acid binding. NCBI's taxonomy places the organism in Eukaryota, Metazoa, Chordata, Actinopteri, Syngnathiformes, Syngnathidae. The transcript has 8 exons. The record is from RefSeq and is a predicted model, not a curated record.
AUGGACCGCCUUGCCAUCUUUUGUCAGCUCCUGUUUUUAUGUUUUCAUCCAACGGCAGCCACCAGCCUCAUGACAGCAGAUGUAUUUGAAGCUAAAGGUCAGCGUGUGUGCAAGGCGGGCAAAGGCAGGCCGUGUUACAAGCUGGCCUAUUUCUCCGAGGUGCGGCGGAGAUUGAACUUCGGGGAGGCUGAGCUUGCGUGUCGCCGGGACGGCGGGCAGCUGCUGAGCGUGGAGUCGGCGUCCGAGCAGAAGAUCAUCGAGCAGCUCAUCACGGAGUUGCGGCCGACCGAUGGCGACUUCUGGAUCGGGCUGAAGCGUAACCACGGAGACGAGGACAGCAGCAGCAGCAGUGAAUGUUCAUCGCAGUACCGCUGGCUGGAUGGCAGCAAGUCCACUUUUAGGAACUGGCACUGGGAUGAGCCAUCAUGCGGCUAUGAGGUGUGCGUGGUGAUGUAUCACCAGCCGUCUGCACCGCCCGGGAUGGGAGGACUCUACAUGUUCCAGUGGAAUGACGACAACUGCGAAACUAAGCACAACUUUAUCUGCAAAUACAUCGCAGAGAAGUCCGCUGUCCCCUCACCCCCUAACUCCACACAUGCAGACAUCUUCCCCUCAUCUGUGCCGUGGAAUCCAAGUGAUCAUAAUGCAAAGAGGAGCACAGCCCUCAAUGUGGUGUACAUCAUCAUCCCCACCAUCCCGCUCAUACUGCUGCUGCUGACAGUGACGGGGGUCUGCUGCUUCAAAAUGCUGGGCACGCGACGAAGAAAGGAGAAAAAAUCGGAAGUGCCUCAGCCAGAUACGGGCCUCCGACCCAGCCCGACCCCGACAGACGUCUACAACGUGAUCCGCUGUCAGAAGGAUGACGACUUGGUGUCGGGGCGCCCGCACACCAAGAAUACAUCCUUCCUUAGCUCCUCGCCUGACACCCCCACCGGGGAUUAUGACAAUCUGGGAGGUCGCGACACCGAAAGCGGCUUUGUGACUCUCGCCAGCACUGAGAGCUGCUUCCUUAACUUUGACAUCAAUGACCUCAGCUUGGGCCGCCGGGGUACCCGCGACCUCUACAACAGCAGCUUGGGCCGGCCGGCGAAGAGGGACCUGACUGACGGGAGUCUGGCUCAUCCCAGCCAAUUUUACGACAGGAGUCUCGGCCGCCGAACAACCAAGAGUGAGCAUUUUGGCUGCAGCAGGGCCUACGGGGACCACGAGCUGUACGAAGACAACGUGACAGCCAAGACUGACCUCUAUGACUUCAAAGUGAAGCCUGUGGAUCACACGGUGAAGGCUGACCUGUAUCAGACGUACACCACCGAUGGCAAGAUGGAUUCUUACCAAAGCAUCUUGGGAAGCUACGGAAGCAGAAAAUCCUACCAGGCUACUCUGGAUAGCUACAGAAGUGCUCUGAAUUUUGAUGGAGGAAGGAGAUACUUCAAUGAACAACACUGGCUCGACAGUGAAAAGUACUGAUGUGUGUGUUCGUAGGUCUGAUUAUAGGAUGUUAAGACACUGCAUGCAAGUUGCAAAAAAUUUCAGAAAUGGAUCAAACCGAUUGGCCACCUUCUUUAGUCAAUGUAAGACAUAGUCACUUGCUGGCAAAAACAUUGGAUAGACCUGCAUAAUCAAAUCCAAAUCCAAUGCAAGAGCUGGAGACAAUGUACGACCCCAGACAAACUUUAUUUUACUAUCCAGUCUUGCAACAGCCUUGUAAAUACUGUACAUCACGGGUGUCAAACUUGUUUUCAUUGAGGGCCACACCGCAGUCAUGGCUACCAUCAGGGGACGCUUGUAACAGUAAAUAAUAAAUGAAUUUGCCUAUGAAUUUAAAUAUUUUAAAUUAUUUUACUAAAGAGUAAAACAAAUCUGUGGAUUUUACCAGUUUUUUACAGAAAAAAACUGGCAGCUUAGUUGCCAGACUUUU